AUGCACAUCAAUUAUCACUCUUUCACAUCGACCUCUCGAACCAAACUAAAACCUGACUCUAUAACAGGUAUUUCUAUCUUCGAUAAUGGCAUCCCUUCUGAAAUGGACAAAAGCCGCUGUCCGAAGAGCACCAUCUCCACCCCUACGCUUGCCAGCACUGGACUUGAUUUAAUCAGUGAUGCGCAAACCUUUGAAGAAGAACAAUUUGAUGGCUUCAAAAAAGGGUUAUAUUAUCCGGUUAAUAUUGGAGAUGUCUUUGUAUCAAAAUAUCAGGUCCUCGGAAAGCUUGGGUAUGGUGUAUCAUCUACCGUUUGGCUGGCUCGUGAUCUCCAAGCACAUAAGCACGUCACCCUCAAAGUUUAUAUCCGUGAUGGAGACCCACUAGAGGAAUUCAAAAUCUAUCAACAAUUAAGCAAAGGCAAUCAUUCGCAUCCUGGCUAUUCCCAUAUCAGAACUGCAUUGGAAACUUUCACAAUACCUCGCCCUGGUGGCGACCAUACUUGCCUCGUACAAAAGCCCAUGUGGGAAAGUUUCAGAGAUCUUAGACAUCGGAUUCCAGAUGGCCUUUUCACGGAGGUACUUCUCAAAGGCGCUCUCAAACAAUUAUUCCUGGCACUAGACUAUCUGCACACAGAGUGUAAACUCGUUCAUACAGAUAUCAAAGCCAACAAUAUACUUUCCCAGAUAGAAGAUGAAUCUAUCCUUGAUGCUUUCACGGCGGCGGAAAUGGAACAUCCUUCCCCACGAAAAUUUGUCAAUGGCGUAACAAUCUAUGCCUCGAGACAGCUGGAAGUUCCAAAAUUCUUCGGUGACUCUGUUCUGAGUGAUUUUGGUUCAGCAGUACAAGGUGACCUAAAAAGAAAUCAUAAUGCGGGACCCCAGAUUUACAGGGCGCCUGAAGUUAUGGUAAAAGCCGCUUGGAGUUAUCCUGUCGAUAUAUGGAAUGUAGGUGUUAUGAUAUGGGAUUUAUUUGAGGGCAAGCAUAUGUUCCAUGGCAACGAUCCAGAUGGAAAAGGCUACUCUACUCGCGCGCAUCUAGCAGAGGUUAUUGGGAUGCUAGGUCCCCCUCCGUUAAAUCUACUUGAGAAAGGAGUACGCGCUUCUGAAUUUUUUGAUAAAGAAGGCAAAUGGAUAGCUGAGGUACCUAUCCCGCAAGGCACAAAUCUGGAGAACUCCGAGAUGCGUCUUGAGGGCAAGAAGAAAGAAGUCUUUUUGCAAAUGAUGCGUGGGAUGUUUCAAUGGCGUCCUGAAGAUAGAAAAACGGCGAAACAGAUGCUCGAGGAGCCUUGGAUUAACAAAAUGAUUGAAUAGUCACCUACACACCAAGAAUGAAGGAGAAAUUCUUAGUUUUGAUACCGAACUAGCGAGGGAUUAACACUGCAUCCGUUCCUGUACAGUAAUCCCUCGGAAGGACUUUACAUGACCCUGUUGAUCAUGGGAGCUAUUAUGAGAUAUCUCCAUGUCUGAGAUCUCGUUUAAAUCUCCUUUUUACAACAGAUAUCGGCGACUCAUUAUUCCAUCACGGUAUCCAUAGUGUUGGGUCCUCAAUACCGAGAACUACUGAUGCAGUAAGAGAAAGGCUUAAGGCACAAGGCUUAACAACGGAAUGUCUACGAGAACAGACAUGAUUCUCGAUGUGAGACAGACGAGCUAAAGUUGAGCUAAUUGUUUGUAUCAUGAAGAUGAAGUGCGCCUGUCUCGACAUGAGAUAAUCUAGAUAAAAUGAAAUAAUCUAUCGGUAAGAGAUAACUCUAUGUAUCUUGGAAAUGGAACAUUUCUACAUAGCGUUCAAAAUAGAUCUUCAUCUCUCAAAAGCUUAUA
This is a messenger RNA of Botrytis sinoallii, 1821 nucleotides long. RefSeq lists its product as uncharacterized. Bases 1 to 1311 code for a protein of 436 amino acids. The record is from RefSeq and is a predicted model, not a curated record. Gene Ontology annotation, biological process: protein phosphorylation; regulation of mRNA processing; spliceosomal complex assembly. Gene Ontology annotation, molecular function: protein kinase activity; ATP binding. NCBI's taxonomy places the organism in Eukaryota, Fungi, Ascomycota, Leotiomycetes, Helotiales, Sclerotiniaceae. The transcript has 5 exons.